Molecule: messenger RNA, 2080 nt
Organism: Amaranthus tricolor (Joseph's coat)
Lineage: Eukaryota; Viridiplantae; Streptophyta; Magnoliopsida; Caryophyllales; Amaranthaceae
Product: FRIGIDA-like protein 4a
Exons: 3
Coding region: 239-1816 (525 amino acids)
Source: RefSeq, a predicted model, not a curated record
AAAUGCGAUUCCGUACAUGAUGUCAUGCCAUAUUGCCUUUCUUUUUUCUCUCUCCACCACCCUUGUUUGCUUUUUAAGCACCAAAACCCCGGUUUUCCUUUUAUCUGUUUAUCCCUCUAUUUAAUUCUCAUUCCCCUCUCCCGCUUUCCCUUCCCCCAUCCCCCUUUCCUCUUUUUCCAUUUCUAGGGUUUCCCUUUUCUAGAGAGAGAGUAACAGUGAGGAGAGAGAAAAAGCAGGCAUGGGUUCUAUACCCGACCCGGGCGAGGCGACUCAGUCGAACUCACCACCGAGCUUUGAGGAUUUUCAGAAGCAGACAUCUCUGAUGACGUCUUGUACUCUUUUAUGGAAGGAGCUUUCAGAUCACUUCAACACUCUUGAGGAAGAUAUUCGUAGGAAAUCCGAGGCUUUGAAGCGCAAAAUCCAAACCUUAGAUGAUCAAACCAAGCAGUCUCUUGAAGUUCUUAAGAAGAGGGAGGUAACAAUUGAAGGUUCUGUUGAAAUUGCAAUUGGAAGAGCUGAAGAGUCUAAGAAGGUCGCAUUGAGUCCUGGAGUUGAGGUUAUUGAAAAUGUGGGAGGACAAGGACUGGGUGAGGUUGAUGAUGGAGAAGGUUUACUAUUGAAAUUGAAAGGUUUCUGUAUUUGGAUGGAUUAUGGAGGGUUUUGGAGGUUUGUUACCGUCAGGAAGAAAGAACUUGAUUUGCUAAGAGCUAAAAUUCCUUUAGCUUUGGUGGAGUGUGUUGAUCCGCCUAAAUUUGUGUUGGAAGCGAUUUCGGAGGUGUUUCCCGUGGAUAAAAGAGUUGAUAAAAGUGAAAGAGUGAAUGAUUUGGGCUGGGCUUGUGUUCUGCUGUUGGAAUCUCUAAUUCCUGCAGUCUUUGAUCCAGUGAUUGGCAAGGAGCGUUUGCUUGUAACACCAAGUGUUAAGGAAAAAGCUGAGGGCAUAGCGGAGACAUGGAAGAGGAGCUUGGAAGAGCGUGGUGGUAUCGAAAAUGUUAAGACUCCUGAUGUUCAUACUUUUCUGCAGCAUUUAGUUACUUUUGGGAUUGUAAAGAAGGAAGAUGUGGGUCUUUACCGUAGGCUCAUUGUUGGUUCUGCUUGGAGGAAGCAGAUGCCUAAGCUUGCUGUUUCUCUUGGCUUAGGUGAUAACAUGCCUGAGAUGAUUGAAGAGUUAAUUAGCAGGGGUCAACAGGUUGAUGCUGUUCAUUUUACUUAUGAAGUUGGUCUUGUAGAUAAGUUUCCACCAGUUCCGUUACUGAAGUCCUUCCUUAGGGAUGCAAAAAAGGCUGCCACUGCAAUUUUGGAAGACCCAAACCAUAGUGGACGUGCUGCGCAUUUAGCUAAUCGGAAAGAGCAGUCUGCUCUGAGAGCAGUCCUUAAAUGCAUUGAAGAAUACAGACUUGAAGAUGAAUUUCCUUCAGAAAACCUCAAGAACAGGCUGGACCAGUUGGAGAAGAUGAAAACUGACAAGAAGAAAACUACACCAGUACCUGCAAACAAGAGGACUAGGGUUUGUAACAAUGGUCCCAUGCCUCCAGCAAAAGCGGGCCGUUCCACAAAUGCAUAUGUAUCAUCAUUUCCAUCAACUCCAGCUGCAUUUGUCAGGUCUGUUUCACACCCCCAGUACCCAGCUGGGGUUGCACCUUAUCCUUAUGACAGACCUGCACCUGCUAUGUACGGAAGCAGCAGCCCUCCUUACCCUUACUCACCUGAGACAGCCCCUCCUGCUAUGACUGGUCCAUACGCUGGAGCACCUAUUAGCUACCCGGCUUAUGUCUACAACAACGGGAUGGCACCAUCUUAUCCACAGGUUUUCUACUGAUAGUUGACUAGUCUUCCUUAACCAUGAGACUGGUUUUGUAACCACAAUGACCUUCUUGAUGUCAAAAAUGGUUUUAUUGUAAUCACUAACCUUAUAAUGGUAGCGAUGUGUGUUUAUUACUACGAAAAAAAUCUGUAUUUUCUAAUGUUAAUCAAACCAAUAGAUCUAGGUGUUGUGAAAUAGUAACUAGGAUGAAGUUUUAAUGAUAUCCAAGUCCAAGGGUGUAGAUGAACCCUGAAUUUUAGUAGAUAACUGCUUUGCUGA